AUGGCCGACUCACUCGACUACGUCAAGAUCUGCGAGAGCUGCCCGCCGGGCGACGGCUGGGGCCCGUCCGUGACCACGGACACGACCCUCAACGGCGUGCCGUAUGCGCCCUUCUCCAAGGGUGACAAGCUCGGCCGCAUGGCCGACUGGACCGCCGAGGGCAAGGACCGCGAGCGCGGCGGACGCAUGCAGUACAACCGCAACUACAGAGACCAGCAAGUCUACGGAUCCAGCCACGCCAUCACCUUCAACGCGCCCCCGGCCGAGGACGAGUCGACCUUCUCGCUCGUCAGCAACACGAGAGACUCGACCAAGUCGCGAUAUGGCCGCGGUGCCGUCUUCACCCGCGGUCGCGGUCAGCGCGGCGGACGUGGCGACUCCCGUGGCGGACGGGGAACGUUCCAGCGGACGGGCGGCGCUGGCGGGCGCCAGGGCUACGACCGCGGCGGCCGUCAGGCUGGUGGUGCUCGCGGUGGCCGCCGCUUCGGCUGGAAGGACUACGACAAGCCGGCUCGCAACCGCGACGCCAGCAUCAACAUCAAGGCCGACUGGCAGCUGCUCGAGGAGAUUGACUUCAACCGCCUGGCCAAGCUGAACCUCGACGCGGACGAGGGCGAGGACCUCGAGGACUACGGCUUCCUGUACUACUACGACCGCUCCUACGACAAGCAGCCCGUCAAGGGCGCCGAGAAGAAGCUGAUGGCCAUCGACCGCGCUGCGUACAACGUCACCACGUCGUCGGAUCCUGUCAUCCAGGAGCUCGCCGAGCGCGACGAGGCCACCAUCUUCGCCACCGACAGCAUUCUGUCCAUGCUCAUGUGCUCGCCGCGAUCCGUCUACCCCUGGGACAUUGUCAUUGUCCGCCAGGGUAACAAGAUCUUCCUCGACAAGCGCGACAAUGCCAACCUCGACAUGGUGACGGUCAACGAGAACGCCGCCGACGCGCCCCUCGAUGCCGCCGACGGCAGCAAGGACGCCCUCAACCAGCCCGGCGCCCUGGCCGAGGAGGCCACCUAUAUCAACCACAACUUCGCUAACCAGGUCGUCGCCGAGAGCGAGUCGGCCAAGAUCGACAUGGCCCACGCCAACCCCUUCUACAACGCCUCCGAGGACACCGACCCGCCCGCCAGCAAGGCCUACAAGUACCGCCGCUUCGACCUCUCCACUAACGAUGAGGAGCCCGUCUACCUGGUGGUCCGUACCGAGAUCGACGCCGUCCAGAAGAACGCCAUCAGCGGCGGGGACCAGCUCGUCACCAUCAAGGCCCUCAACGAGUUCGACAGCAAGGCCCAAGGCAGCGGUGGCGCUCUCGACUGGCGUAGCAAGCUCGUCACGCAGCGCGGUGCCGUCGUCGCCACCGAGAUGAAGAACAACAGCUGCAAGCUGGCCCGAUGGACCGUCCAGAGCAUCCUGUCCAAGUCGGAUGUCAUGAAGCUUGGUUUCGUCUCCCGCGUCAACCCCCGCUCCAACGACAAGCACGUCAUCCUCGGCGUCGUCGGCUGGAAGCCCCGCGACUUCGCCAACCAGAUGAACCUCUCCCUGUCCAACGGCUGGGGCAUCGUCCGCACCAUUGCCGACAUGUGCCUCAAGCGCGAGGACGGUAAGUUCGUCCUCGUCAAGGACCCCAACAAGUCCAUCCUGCGUCUCUACGAGCUCCCCGCCGGCAGCCUCGAGGACGACGACGAGGAGGAGGAGCAGGAGGAGCAGCAGCCCGCCGAGGGCGCCGAGGAGUAG
Messenger RNA from Purpureocillium lilacinum, 1734 nucleotides. RefSeq lists its product as uncharacterized. The record is from RefSeq and is a predicted model, not a curated record. Gene Ontology annotation, cellular component: cytoplasm; eukaryotic translation initiation factor 3 complex. NCBI's taxonomy places the organism in Eukaryota, Fungi, Ascomycota, Sordariomycetes, Hypocreales, Ophiocordycipitaceae. Gene Ontology annotation, biological process: translational initiation. Gene Ontology annotation, molecular function: translation initiation factor activity.